CCUGUUGCCAGUAGAAAUAGUGAUAGAUAACAACAGGAAUUCAAUAAAUUCCAUAUCUCCCAAAGACGUUGUUACAGCGGAUUAGAUAACAUCAUGAAGCCCUUUCUGCUGUGUCUAGGACUUUUUGUCCUUUCGCUGGGGUCGGCAGUCCCCGACACUUCAGCUCCUGAUGCACAGGUGGCUGCAGCGGCUAGAAAGCAUCUAACCUUUGAUUGUUCUGAUGGACAGGUUGGUGAUACGUGUAUGAAUAUGUGCUACGGCGCAAAAUGCAAAAACCUGGGCAGUACAUUCACCUGGGAUCUGCCAGAUUCUCCUACCAAAGGCAAGCGCAGCCGUCUCGCCGGCUGUGGCUCUGGCAACCGAUGCAGCAAAGCCCCCUAUGGCAAAGGGUACCAGUGCGACGAGUAUCCGUUCAAGUCCGUCAAGGAGGCAGAUAAAGGCAAUCAAGUGAACCGAUGCGUCAAGGGUCACUAUAACAGCCGUCAAGGGCAGGUCCUGCAGAGCUUCUACUAUUCUUAUGGGCAGUUCAAGGGCAAGGGCUGCAAUGGGAAGGCUCCCUGUAAAUAUAGCCUUUCCUUCAAAAGGUUCAGUAAGUAUAAUUACUGCAAGAAGAGGCCAAACUGCAAGAACGACGGAAAUGAGUAUACCAAGGCUGGACCAGCGAAGCGCGAAGAGGAUGUUGAUACCAGUGGCUACUACCGCCUUAGCAGUGGCGAGGUUAUCUUUGUUCCUGAUGGAGCAUCAGUGGGUGAUUUGGUCUAUCAGGCUACCUUCACCAAUUCCAAUGCCACUAGUAGUGUCGAGGCUUUGACUGAGGAUGAUGAGAGCUAUGGUGACGAUGAAUUUGAGAUUCAAGAAGAUCGCAUUGUCGAAGAGGUUGAGGACUAUGAAUAAACUAUUGCAUGGUUUUCUAUAGUCUGAUGGCGUCUCAUGAUCUCCAUCAAAGAAGUCAUCAAGGUCGAGGCUGGUAUGUUGAAUGUCUUUAGGUUUGGAAUGACAGAUAUAUUCCUUGCAAACAUGGCAUAUGCUUUCACAAUAGCUUGAGGGCACCCUUCCUACGAACACUCUCUUUAAGUUUAACAAAUCAAAGAGUAGCCCAUGAUUGAAUAUAUUCAGCCAGCUA
Aspergillus alliaceus is the source of this 1123-nucleotide messenger RNA. RefSeq lists its product as uncharacterized. The transcript has 4 exons. Lineage: Eukaryota; Fungi; Ascomycota; Eurotiomycetes; Eurotiales; Aspergillaceae. The record is from RefSeq and is a predicted model, not a curated record. The coding region runs from base 94 to 894 and encodes 266 amino acids.